This is a messenger RNA of Hippoglossus stenolepis (Pacific halibut), 6287 nucleotides long. It is a transcript of the gene map3k3, whose product is annotated as mitogen-activated protein kinase kinase kinase 3. The record is from RefSeq and is a predicted model, not a curated record. NCBI's taxonomy places the organism in Eukaryota, Metazoa, Chordata, Actinopteri, Pleuronectiformes, Pleuronectidae. The coding region runs from base 1344 to 3197 and encodes 617 amino acids. Gene Ontology annotation, biological process: protein phosphorylation. Gene Ontology annotation, molecular function: protein kinase activity; protein binding; ATP binding. The transcript is spliced from 17 exons.
CCGUGGAAAAGACUUCGACCGAGUAACAGCGCGUCCCCGCGGCUGCACGGCGCUAAUGUGGAUAGUUUUUAGCAAAAGCGAGAAUUAAUAAACCGCGCGCACGGGAGCAGGGAGCAGUCUAACACCUGGAGAACAUGGACUCGACCUGAGAGCGAGGUUUUCACGACGCGCUGGGGACGUAAGAAGCGGGUUCCGGUGACAGUGUUCGUCUGUCAGGAAGUUUGACGCGCGCAGCUCAGGAGCGUUCCUCCGCUUUGUUUUGGUCGGUGAAAGUUGUGAGAGCGCAGGGGGACCCCCGUUACAUUACCGCUAGACCACCGGGACACCAGCGGGGGACCACCGGGGGACCACCGGGACUCUGUGACGGUGUCGCUGAAGCAGGGAAAAAGUCUGUCCACACUCCAGAGACAGUGUUUCAAGACAGAUUUGCACCGAACAUCGCUGGAGUUUGUCCAACUUGACUGAAAACAUCCCUGGUAUUUGGACCAGAAACACUGAAAGGCCUCAAUUAUUCAUCUUUACUGUUGUUUUAGUCCGUUCUGGCUCCGUUGUGUCUCCAUGGGAGUCAGAUUUAUUACUGUCAGACACAGGCCUGUGUUUUUUUUCUUAUUUAGGCUGUUAUAUCCUGUUUAAUCCUAAAAGUUCAGAUAUUCGCAGGAUAUAAUAUUAUCACACAUCAGAUAGUGUUGGUGUUCGUGCUAUUUUGGAUUCAAACCUGGCAACCCAGAGAGGAAAAAACUUCAAAGUGAUCAGGAAGAGAGGCCAUUAAAUCAAAAUCACGGAAAGUGUGCUAUCUUUUCCCUCGCAGAUGGAUUUCAUACAGGCCACACGGUUGUUGUUGCACCUUUUUUGGUAGUUUUUUUUGUUGCUUUCACAUUUGGGGGACACAGUUCUGUGUGAAUGAAGCCUGGACAUGUGUUGGAGCGGCUGCAGAGGAGCGGAGGUGUGGACCUCAGCAGCUGGAUCACUCUGAUGUAGGCUUUUCUUUCCCCCCUGUGAAACCUCUCAUGUGACUCAAGUUUGUGUUUACAACCCGGGGAAGCGUGUUUUUGUUUUUUUCCUGCUCCAACUUGAAAGAGGAGGACGAGCCCCCCUGUUACCUGCAGGGAGGGGAGGGGAGGGGGGGUCGGCCCCUGCCAUGGCGCCCUCACACGCACGCGCACCGGUGUGAGAGGAACCCGAGGACACCGAAUGAACUACCUGUGCACCCACUGCGGCUCCGCUCCACUCGGGACAAGUCCCGUCUCGCCCUGACCCGGGUCGCCAGGGCAACAGGCUGUGGGACAGCAGAGACAAGUUUCUGAGGGCCUGUUGGGGCACCAUCGUACACAAACUUUGCCACAAUGAAUGAGAGGCAGGCCCUCCACUCUAUAAUGAAGGACCUGGUUGCCCUCCAGAUGACGAGGCGCCAGCCAGUGGUGUCGUACGACAACAGCAAACCCAAGUUGCCGGCUCAGACCAACAGACAGGACGAUGUCAGGAUAAAGUUUGAGUUCUCAGGGGAGAGACGGAUCUUGAUGUUUGGACGGCCUGUGCAGUUCGAAGAAAUCCAGCAGAAAGUUAAGACCGUGUUUGGGCAGCAGUUAGACCUGCAUUACAUGAACAAUGAGUUGUCCAUCCCUCUGCGAGGCCAGGACGACCUGGACAAGGCAAUCGAUCUGCUGGACCGAAGCUCCAACAUGAAGAGCAUCAAGAUCCUGCUGCUCACUCAGGAGCACAGCAACGUCUCCUCCCCCUCUCACCAUGUGCCAUGUAAACAGGUGAGGAUCAAGUCAUCUCAAUCCACUGGAGACGUUAGCGGGGUGUACCAAUCUGCCGAGCCCAGAGGGCGCCACCUAUCAACCGGUUCUCAGAACACGGGGCGUAGCUCGCCGCCUCCUGGCUAUGUGCCCGAGCGCCAGCAGAGGAUCGCCCGCCAAGGUUCAUACACCAGCAUAAACAGUGAGGGGGAGUUCAUCCCAGAGACCAGCGAUCAGUGUGUGCUGGAUCCCUGGAGCAGUGCAGAAAACUCUGUCUCUGGAAGCUGUCAGUCUCUGGACAGCAACUCAGACAGCCCAUCAUUGAGGAAGUCUCGCAUGCACAGAGCUAAAAGUUACCCUGAUAACCGUCAGGAGUGCUCAGACAGGGAGAAUCAUGUGUAUGACAGGGUAGCUGGAAAGGGUGGCACCUAUCCUCGUAGGUACCACGUCUCCCUGCAUCACAAGGACCACAGCGAAGGUCGCCGGACGUUUCCGCGGAUUCGCCGACCCCAGGGGAACCUGUUCACCCUUGUGCCUUCACGUCGGUCACUCAACGGCAGCGAGGAGAGUCUUGGCAGCUGGCAGCUCGUCGAUGCCCAGGGCAGACUCCGUCCCCAGGAUCGUUCUGUUGCCCAUAAGUCACCCAGCGCUCCAGUAACAUGGCGGCGGGGGAAGCUCCUGGGCCAGGGGGCAUUUGGACGGGUUUACCUGUGUUACGAUGUGGAUACUGGGAGAGAGCUGGCUGCCAAGCAGGUCCAGUUUGAUCCUGACAGCCCUGAGACAAGCAAGGAGGUUAGUGCUCUGGAGUGUGAAAUCCAGCUGCUGAAAAACCUGCAUCACGAGCGCAUUGUUCAGUACUACGGCUGUCUGAGGGAUCUCAAUGAGAAGACCCUCACUAUUUUCAUGGAGUACAUGCCGGGGGGUUCAGUCAAAGACCAGCUGAAGGCAUACGGGGCCCUGACGGAAAAUGUGACCCGGAAGUACACGAGACAGAUCCUGGAGGGGAUGUCCUAUCUGCACAGCAACAUGAUCGUACACAGGGACAUUAAAGGUGCCAACAUCCUGCGGGAUUCAGUGGGCAAUGUGAAGCUUGGAGACUUUGGCGCCAGCAAGAGGCUUCAGACCAUCUGCAUCUCUGGCACCGGCAUCCGCUCAGUGACCGGCACCCCCUACUGGAUGAGUCCGGAGGUGAUCAGUGGAGAAGGCUACGGCAGGAAGGCUGACGUCUGGAGCCUUGGUUGUACUGUGGUGGAGAUGCUGACAGAAAAGCCUCCGUGGGCUGAAUAUGAGGCCAUGGCAGCCAUAUUCAAGAUCGCGACCCAGCCCACCAACCCACUGCUACCCUCAAACACCUCCGACCAGUCACGGGACUUUAUCCGCUGCAUCUUCGUGGAGGCCAAACACAGGCCGAGCGCUGAGGAGCUGCUCAGACAUCCGUUCUCUCAGAUUCUGUGCUGAAACCCGCCUGGUUUCUGAACUUUCUUACCAUGAAGUGGCACAGCAGCCUCGGCAGAAUCUGCAGCUUCCUCGAAAUCAAACCAUGACAGGAGUCCAGACCUGGAACAGUGUGAAACCCACUGAGCCUCUGCCACAAUGCAGGGGCUUCAAAGACGAAUCAGUGUUCGCUCACACAGAUCCAAAGUAGAGACAAAGAGAUCCAAACUGUCAAACAUUGGUGCCUUUAAAACCAAUGUAAGUACAAAAGUCACCACCAGGGGGAAACAAAACACAGAUGAAGUAUCACUCGGAUACACACACUCCAAAUGCAGCAUCACUGAGUCUCAGCACAUGAUAAAGUAUCCUCCCCUGUGUUUACCUUCGCUUGUUGGGCACCUGAGACCAGGAAGUCUCAGGUGUUUGACUUUUAAAGCUACAGCAGGCCUAGAGCUCAAGUGUCCCCAGUGGAUGUUGAUCGCCCCCCCCCAGUGCACUACAGUGUUAAUUGGACAGGUUUUUCCAACUUUGGCAAAUUGCAGCUACUUCCUGUUUCUGUUCCUGCUCUGGAACAAAGAAAACUCCACCCUCAGUUAGAACUCCUUUUCUAUUUCUGGCUACGAAUUGGUGGUAAAAAAAACAACAACAACAGAAGAAGUGAUAUCACAUGGAGUUUUGUCUUUAACUGGAGUUUAAUGGCAAAAUAUUGUUCAGCUGUUGAAAACCUCUGAAGUAAAUAAGCUAUGUCAUGUUUUGGUUUGAGCCCCUCAGGAGACAGAGGAUGUGUCUUAGCAAUCACAAAUUCAUGACAAGAGAUAAAUACACAAUUACGUCCACUGUCUUAAACCUCCAAAGACCACGAUGCACUGCAGCUCCUCGCUCCAAUCUGCCUCUCAUCUAAACUAUAACCAUUCGAAUCACAAAUUGUGAUAUCUGUGACUAUUUGUUUCUCUCAAAGUAAUCAUGCAGUCCUCUUUGAAAAACUCAGGUUGAUUAACAACACUUUAAUAAAGCUCUGAAGGUAUUUCAACAUUAUUUUAACAAUCUGGACGAAAAUAAAUCUGUCUAAAAAGACUUGUAACACACGAUGACCUUUCCCACCUUGCCAAAAAUGACAUGUUUUCUUUGCACAACACAACAAAAUGUCAACAUAUUCUUUUCUAUGAAAAUAUAAAAUGAUAUUAAGCAAUCUCAUAUAACUUAGCUUCGGCAAACACAUCCGUCAUUAGAUCAGGAAUUGCAACAGGUUAAAAAAUCUUGAAAAUUGUGCACAAAAUUUUCUAUCCAUAUAUGUAGAAGAAUGCUUGACGGUUGUGAGAAUAUUUGCAGAGCAGUGGACCUUCGAGAGCACUGUGGCCUUUAUUGAUGCCACAGAAUUUGGAUGUGAAAUUGGGAGAGAGGGUGGGGAAGACACCCAGCAAAGGGCCGGGUUAGAACCGAACCUGUGGGUGCUGCAGGAGGACUUGAGGACUUUACACGGGGCGCCUGGUGAGGUAGCUGCACUCCUGAUGUUAUGUUUUGUAAAAAGGAGAGAGAGAGGAAAGAGAUUUGACUCUGAAUCUGUCUGCACGGAAAAAAUAUUUUUUUAGUCACUGUCAUUAUUGCAGUCUAUAUCUAAAAGGAGCCUUUAAAAAUCUGAAUCCGCUCCAAAAUUGAAUGUGUUCUUCCUUGGGUCAUUCCCCAUCCCUCCAAAAAAUGUAAUGGAAAUAUCUUCAGUAGUUUUUGUGUAAUCCUGGGAAACAUAAGCUGCAUGGUGGAGGUAAUUAAGAGAAUCAGUGCACUUCGGGAACCAACAGAAUUUGGAUGCAAUCAUCAUAUAAAGCAUGAGGACGACAUGUAACAGUGAAAGAGGAGCUGGGUGUGGAUUUUUCUUCUUAAAGUGACUCUUCUGUGGUUCUACCUCUUGCCUCAGUGUGACUUCUCCUUCCAGCUGCCUUCUUCCUCUCGCAGCUCUUCAGUAUCACAGUUGUUCUGAGCCUACAAUGUGCCAAAAAGGGACGGAGCAGGGUCAUGGUCUGAACUUGGUAUCAGUCAGCAGACGGUAAAGGCCUUAAUGUGGGACUUCCUUUGCUGAGGAUCAUACUGUCCAUGUGUGUCAGGCCCAAACAUCCUUGACAGAGAACCCUUAGCUUAAUGAUCAAUUUUCAAUCAGAUGCACUUUUUUGUCAAAUGAAUGUUUUUUUUGUUUUUUUUUGUUCUCGUUACCAAAUUUGACUUAAAAUGUGAAAAUUGUUUCACUUUUAUUUAUAUCCCCACGUCCAUUCCAAUUAGAUUUUAUAAGCAAAUAUAUAUGUAUAAAUAUAUUUUUUAUAAUUAGACUGUGUCAAAGUUAAUGAUACUUUCAAGACAUAGUUUCGUUCAAUUGUAGGAAGCAGCUGGUUUUGCAGACAUUACAGAAAUGGGGUUUAUAAAUGAAAAAUGGGUGGAAAACGAACUCUGGCUGCACGCUUCUUGUUCCAGCUCCAAACAAAAUACUUUCCACACAUCCAAAGAUAUUCAUUAAAAUGAUGAUUAUCUGACAGGUUAUGGAAACUUUGCAUCAUUUAGCUGUUGUACCUUCUAACAUCUACAAGGUCUCAUGAAUACAACCUUUAAAAAGGCUUCAUUUACAAAAGAAGCUCCAGGGAAAUGUUUUCAUCGGAUCUGGGUUAUUAAAAUGAAAUUGAGGGGUGUGUGAGAGACAAAGACGAGCAGGAUCAGAGCCAGUGCUGGAUGUCAGAGUUCGCUGUUCAAACCAGAAGACGACUUUGUUUAUCCCAGGGUUCAGACAACAAGUAUUAAAUGGUUUUCGGGGGCUGCUGCCUUAACGCUAACAUGAAGAUGCUUCUAUGGGGCUGCUACAGGAUAAAGGCAGCUUGAGUAAGUACAGUGUUGAAGAAGACAAAGGACCCUGGGAUAAUCGAAAGAAUACAAACUAGUUCUCUAUAUAUCUAUAUAUGUAAAUGUAUGAUUAUGUAUCAUGACAGGACUUGCAGUGCAAAGUCUAAUGUAUCAAAUUUAUUUUACAGCAAGAAAAGAAUAGUAUCUCUAAUGACAUAUAUGUAUAAAUAUACAUAUGUAUAUGUAUUUGUCAUGGCCUCUCUACAAAACAAAUAAAGAUUUUUUUUAAUAUCC